GCAAGAAUUCUUCCUCUUUUUAUGUCGGCGCUUUUACCUCGACACAUGUGCAGUUUAAUUAAUAAUUGUAUGCGCCGCGUGCACCAGCACGUCUACGUCACGUGCUGCGUUAAUGGCGUCACCUUUUUUUCGCCCCCCUCACCCUCUGCGUCACUCCGGCCGGGGAUUCGGUUGGCCUCGCGUCGUUUGACGCGUUCCGUAUGCGAGCCACUGUGGGUCGUUUACUCUCGAGGCGGCGUUAUUUGUAAACGAUAAAUCGACGUUCGGCGCGAGUAUGGGCCGCUACAGGAGUCGUAGUCGCGACCGGGACAGGCGGCGAAGAUCGCGCACUCGCUCGCGGAGCAGAUCGCCGCGCGACAGGAGGAGCUGGGGCGGGGGCGUCAGCGGCGGGGGACGCGACAGGCCGUCCAGCAGUCGCAACAGUCGCGGGCAGCCGGGCGCGAAUCUGAGGAAGCCGCGAUGGGAUCUCAGCCGACUGGAGCCCUUCAAGAAGGACUUCUACAUUCCCCACGACGCGGUGCAGAAUCGAGACCCGCGCGUCGUGGAGCAGUACAGGGCCGAAAAGGAGAUCACUCUCAGAGGGAAAAGCAUCCCCAAUCCAGUUUUCGACUUCGACGAGGCAGGUUUCCCGGACUACGUCCUGAGAGAGAUCAGAAGACAAGGUUUCAACGAACCUACUUCGAUCCAAGCACAAGGGUGGCCUAUCGCGUUAAGUGGACGGGACAUGGUAGGCAUUGCAUCCACGGGCUCAGGAAAGACACUGUCCUAUAUACUACCUGCGAUAGUUCACAUCAACAGUCAGCCGAAACUGAGUCGCAAAGAUGGACCAAUUGCAUUGGUGUUGGCGCCUACGCGAGAACUUGCCCAACAAAUUCAGCAGGUCGCUGAUGAUUUUGGACAUUCAUCAGGCAUCAGAAACACCUGCUUAUAUGGUGGAGCACCAAAGGGUGCUCAGGCUAGAGAUCUGGACUGCGGUGUAGAAAUAGUCAUUGCUACACCGGGUAGAUUACUAGAUUUUCUUGAGUCUGGCAAAACGAAUCUGAAAAGAUGUACAUAUUUGGUAUUAGAUGAGGCUGACAGGAUGUUGGACAUGGGAUUUGAACCACAAAUCAGAAAGAUCAUAGAACAAAUUAGACCAGACAGGCAAACGCUCAUGUGGUCAGCCACCUGGCCUAAGGAAGUAAAAAAUUUAGCCGAAGAUUUUCUUAAGGAUUAUGCUCAAAUCAACGUUGGCUCUUUGCAACUUUCAGCAAAUCAUAAUAUAUUGCAAAUAAUUGAUGUAUGUCAGGAGUAUGAGAAAGAGACUAAAUUAAGUACUCUCUUGAAGGAGAUAAUGGCAGAGAGUGAGAAUAAAACCAUAGUAUUUAUCGAAACGAAACGUAGAGUGGAUGAGAUAACGAGAAAGAUGAAACGCGACGGUUGGCCAGCGGUUUGUAUUCAUGGCGACAAGACGCAGCAAGAACGAGAUUGGGUUUUACAAGAUUUCAGAACAGGCAAAGCACCAAUCCUUGUUGCUACAGACGUUGCUGCACGCGGUCUUGACGUUGAAGACGUCAAGUUUGUCAUCAAUUUUGACUACCCCUCCUGUUCCGAGGAUUAUGUUCAUCGCAUCGGCCGUACCGGUCGCCGACAGAAAACCGGCACGGCAUACACCUUCUUUACGCCUAACAACGCCAACAAGGCUAACGAUCUGAUACAAGUGCUGAAGGAAGCGAAUCAAGUGAUAAAUCCGAAACUGCUGGAACUCGCUGACAGUAAAGCUGGCGGCUAUGGCAGAAACAGAGGUGGAAGAAAUCGAUGGCGAUCACGAGGUGGCGGCGGCGGUGGAGGCGGAGGCGGUGGUGGUCGUAACGGAAAAGAACGCAGCUACUCGCGAAGUAGAAGUCGAAGCUACAGUAGAGAACGCAACGGCCGCAGCAGUCGACGAAGCUACAGUCGUAGUUACUCGCGAAGUCGUAGCCCCGUCAGCAAUCGUAACGAAGUUAUUGGCAAGAGUUAUUGGAGUAGCGAGAGAUGAUCUUCCAGCGAUGGAUAAAUGUGUAUUACAACGCAGGUAAUUUUUUUCUGUCUUUUUUUUUAUCUACAGAAACGAGUUGUAACGAACUAUUUCAACGACACAUUCGCUACUCGUGAAAAAUAACACGUUCACGCUGAAUUCGGUGGGAUACGAAUAUGUAAUAUUUACUAUAUAAAUCAAUUUGAUUUGUAGUAUUAUUUAUAAUACCAUUUAUUAAAUAAUAUUAUAAAUAUAUUACUAUUAUAAUUCGAUUUUUUAUCUGUAUAUAUUAUCAAUUUAUAAUAUUUUAUAUUUAUAAAUCUUUUGUGUACAGCAGUUUUUAGCUUGCACCAAUGCACACUACGUGUAUUCCACCGAAUUUGGCAGCCAGAUUCUUGACAUACGAUAGUUUACUGACCACAUUUACACGAAUUUUUAAUAUCAGCUUCAAUAAUGAUGAAACGUCACUAUGUUAUUAUAAGGCAAAUUUUUACUGGGUAUGCUUGCAAAGCUACCGAAGCAUAUUCGAAUAGAGAUUUACCGUGUACUUGCUAGUGAUAGAAACGGUAGAAUGUACUAUCAUUUUUUACUUCCUUUUGCAUCCCCAUGCUGCAUCUAAUUUCUUCCUUUUUCAAGUGUUAUCGAUAUACACCGGUAGAUUAGAUAAUGCAAAUCCAUUACGGCAUAAACUACCGUUUAUACGUUUUUAUAAUGCUAAUCCUCACUUUAAUCCUUAUACGCUCACCCGAUAUUGAGAAAGGACCAGGAUGAUGUGAGCGAAUAAUGUAUAAAUCUAAUCAUUAUGUGCGAAUUAAACUUCCAAUCUGUAACGAUAUUUAAUUAGUACGUAUUUAUAGAUCGUAAAUUAUAGACUAGCGCGCGCUUAUUUGUAAUUCAUCCGUCUGUAUUUAGAUAAUUAUGACAAAUGACAUAGUAACACUCGAUGUACAGUAUUUGACAACGUGAUAAAUAAAUUCAUAAAUGUCUA
Messenger RNA from Monomorium pharaonis (pharaoh ant), 2984 nucleotides. RefSeq names its product probable ATP-dependent RNA helicase DDX17. Lineage: Eukaryota; Metazoa; Arthropoda; Insecta; Hymenoptera; Formicidae. The coding region runs from base 275 to 2017 and encodes 580 amino acids. The record is from RefSeq and is a predicted model, not a curated record. Gene Ontology annotation, molecular function: ATP binding; RNA helicase activity; RNA binding. The transcript is spliced from 8 exons. Gene Ontology annotation, cellular component: cytoplasm; ribonucleoprotein complex; nucleus.